Messenger RNA from Salvelinus namaycush (lake trout), 1302 nucleotides. RefSeq names its product hydroxypyruvate isomerase (gene hyi). The record is from RefSeq and is a predicted model, not a curated record. Lineage: Eukaryota; Metazoa; Chordata; Actinopteri; Salmoniformes; Salmonidae. The transcript has 8 exons. Gene Ontology annotation, molecular function: hydroxypyruvate isomerase activity. Gene Ontology annotation, biological process: glyoxylate metabolic process. Bases 210 to 1100 code for a protein of 296 amino acids.
AACUUUACUAGCUAGCUAGCACUCCAGUCUGGCAGCUCGGUUAUAUCAAUAUUUGACAUCACAUGAGAAACAAACAACAUCAGGUGACAGCUGAGACAAUGGACCUUGAGUUUUAAUCCUGCUAUUCUAGCUAGCUAUUUAGAGCGUUUGUCCCAUUGAACAUUAGCAAGCGGACUAACGUUAGCUUGCCAGCCCACCCCACAAGAAACAUGCCCCCAUUAAAAUUCUGCGCGAAUCUUUCGUGGUUGUUUACGGAUCUGCCAGAGUUUACCCAGAGAAUCUAUGCUGCUGUAUCGGCUGGGUUUCAGGCUGUGGAGGCGGCAUGGUUGUAUGACUCUGAUUUACAGGAGCUCCAGAGAGUCAAGAAUGCUACUGGGGUUGAUGUGGUGCUGAUUAACACACCCCUUGGAGAUGCUAAGGCAGGUGAUCUUGGUCUGGGUGCUGUUCCUGGCAGAGAGGAGGACUUCAGAAAGGGUCUGGAUCUGGCUAUGCAGUACGCCAAGGCUCUGGACUGCAGGAGGAUCCACUUGAUGGCUGGGAGGGUACCUGUGGGUGCGGACCGAGCUACCAUUGCCGUGGAAAUGGAGGACACCUUUGUACAAAACCUUAAACAUGCUGCCGAUGUCCUCUCAAAUGAGGGCAUCACUGGCCUGAUUGAGCCCAUCAACACACGGAUAACAGAUCCCAGAUAUUUCCUGGACAGUCCACAUCAGGGUAACGCUAGUGAUGCUUUUCCAUGGCAAGCGGCUGCAAUCCUGCAGAAAGUUGGCCACCCAAAUAUUAAACUACAGAUGGAUGUCUUCCACUGGCAGAUAAUGGACAGCAACUUGACACAGAACAUACACAAAUAUUUCCCUCUCAUCGGUCACAUCCAGAUAGCCCAGGUGCCCAGCAGGAACGAGCCCGACAGUGCAGGAGAACUUAACUUCCCAUAUCUCUUCAGUCUACUGGAGGAGUUGGGUUACCAGGGAUACAUCGGCUGUGAAUACAAACCACUAGGCUCUACAAAUGAAGGUCUUGGUUGGGUGAAAGAUUACUUGAAGCGCAACAAGAGAGAGGACCACGCAUGCAAACAGUUGCCAGUACCAGCCUUUCCAUAGAGGCAACAGUCAUCGCUGAUGAGUCUUCCACUUUAUUUGAACUCAGAUAAACAGUUCAUUAUUGUGAAAUGGGCUUAUUAAACAGCAGCCUAAACACUUGACUGACAUUGAUGUUUCGACUAAGAAUGUGGUGAGAAGUAGUAUGAUUAGAUCAUUUGUUUGCAGUUGUCUUUAUCCAAUAAAGUCCUGUGUUGUACCCACA